AACACAUUCAGUUAUUGUGACCCAACGAGAAGGCUGUGAAACUGACAAAAGCGUGGCGCCAUAUUGCGUGCUUGUGUUUAGUUACUUUUCUGGCGCGUGGUCAAGAAUUAUUAUACUCUUUAAUUAAUAACGAUGUCCGAAAAUCAGGAACAGAAACCUGAAGCCGGCCCAGGAGACGCGAAUUCAGAAUACAUCAAGCUCAAAGUUGUUGGAAAUGAUAGCAACGAAAUUCACUUUAGGGUAAAGAUGACCACUCAAAUGGGGAAGCUUAAGAAAUCUUAUAGUGAUCGCGUCGGUGUACCUAUGACAUCACUGAGGUUUCUUUUUGAUGGUAAAAGAAUUAACGAUGAUGAAACACCAAAGCAGCUUGAAAUGGAAAACGAUGAUGUUAUUGAAGUAUAUCAAGAACAAACAGGUGGUCUUUACUGAAAUAAUUAUUAAAAAUUAUAUCAUGCAAAUUUUUGGUUUUCAUAUUUUAUAAAGUGAAAGUGACUAUUACACAUAAGAAAUGGACAAGUUAAUUAAUAUGCAUAUGUAUGUUAAAGAAAAAAAAAACAGUAUGUAGUUUCAUUUUCAUAUAAUCUAAAUGUGUUGUUCUACAUUCCUCUAACAAGGCAAUUUUUUAAGGACCAGCAACACAAUCACUUCUUUUUGUAAUGUAUAGUAUUAUCGGUUUCAAAAAAUCAGUUCAUAAAACUAAUUAUUGAGGCCCUGAAGAAUUCCCUACGAAUACUCUUUUCAUAAUAAUACACAAUAAUUUCUGUUUAAUGAAUUAGCUGUAGAAUGUCCAAAGGAACAAAAUAAUCCAUAAAACCAAUAAAAAUAAAUAAAUAUAUACUUUUUAUUAAUUACAUCAAAAGUAAUUGCAGUGAAAAAAGGGAAUUUAAAAUAAAUAUGAACGUGAUUCAUUAAAAUUGUUGCGUUUAAAGUAAAUCUGUAAUAAAAAAAGAAAAGUAACAA
Molecule: messenger RNA, 960 nt
Organism: Polistes canadensis
Lineage: Eukaryota; Metazoa; Arthropoda; Insecta; Hymenoptera; Vespidae
Product: small ubiquitin-related modifier-like
Exons: 6
Coding region: 133-429 (98 amino acids)
Biological process (GO): protein sumoylation
Cellular component (GO): nucleus; PML body
Molecular function (GO): protein tag activity; ubiquitin-like protein ligase binding
Source: RefSeq, a predicted model, not a curated record